Molecule: messenger RNA, 3159 nt
Organism: Pocillopora verrucosa
Lineage: Eukaryota; Metazoa; Cnidaria; Anthozoa; Scleractinia; Pocilloporidae
Source: RefSeq, a predicted model, not a curated record
AUGGCCAGCACUAGUGCGAGUGGAUUAUUUGGACGUGUUGGCGAGUUCAACGUCGCACGUGAAACGUUUAGUGCCUACGUCGAGAGGAUGGAAAUGUUCUUUACAGCCAACAACAUUGUAACGACAACAGGAGAGGGAAGCGCUGCCACCAACCUUGUGGUAGCGAACAGGAAACGUGCCAUUUUCCUGACAGAAGUGGGGCCGGAGGUAUACACAACCCUCAGCAACUUAUUGGCGCCCACUAAACCGAAGGACGUGUCAUUCACUAACAUUGUGGAAGUCUUGGAGAAACACUACAACCCGAAGCCCCUGGAAAUCGCACAAAGUUUUCACUUUGGCACGCGAAAUCAAAAAUCCGAAGAAUCAGUUAGCGAUUAUGUGCUGGCUUUGAAGAGAUUGGCGGUCCACUGUAAUUAUGGUGAAUUCCUCAAUCGGGCGUUACGUGACCGAUUCGUAUGCGGACUGAACAAUCCGAAGAUACAAAACAAACUACUGAACACUGAUGACCUCACAUUCGAAAAGGCUUGCAGUAUUGCCAAGACCAUGGAGAUGGCAGACAGGAACACCCAAGAAUUUCACCCUUCACGCAGUGAAACUGUUCAAGUAAACAGGUUGACAGAACAAGGAAGUAAAAACACUGAAAAGAAGAACACUGAACAAUUGUCAUGUCCUAGGUGUGGGGGUAAUCAUUCAGGUCAGUCUUGUAAAUUUAAGUCAGCAAAAUGCUACAAGUGCUCCAAGAUUGGGCAUUUAGCUUCUGUUUGUCGCAGUAAGGAUGAAAAGAAAAAGGGUAAAAUUCAUAGUGUACAGGCUUCAGAAUCAGGCAAUGAUGAGUGUGAGGAUGAGGAAUUAGGAAUUUAUUCUCUGAAUUCGCUUGACCAAAACAAGCCUAAUUGCAAUAGGUACACUGUAGAAAUGGAAAUCAAUGGUAAACUGUGUAUGAUGGAGUUAGACACAGCUGCAGAUUUCUCAAUAAUGAGUAGAAGUGAAUAUCUAGAGAGGUUUGCAGACAAGCCUCUGUCUCCUUCUAAAAUAACACUUAAGACAUACACGGGUGAAUUACUUGAUGUGUCAGGGGAAAUGCAGUGUGACAUAGUGUAUAAGAGUAAACAAUACUCUCUACCCAUUCUUGUAGCCAAUUAUGAUGCAAAACCUACUUUACUUGGUAAAAACUGGCUGCGGCACAUUAAGUUUGAGUGGGGUGAGAUAUUUUGUAUUCCCAAGGGAGACCCUAGGAGUGCUGAUAGUCAACUGAAUGAGUUGCUAUCUAAACAUAGCGAAUUGUUUACUGAGAGUUACAAAGGUAUGACGGGCCUUGAGGCCCAUAUUACUAUGAGAGGCGAUGCAAAACCUGUAUUCGUGAAAGCGCGUAGGGUUCCAUACGCUUUAAAAGAGCAAGUCGAAAAAGAGUUAGACAAACUAGAAAAGCAUGGUGUUAUUAAGAAAGUUGACAGGUCACUUUGGGCUAGCCCAAUUGUGGUAGUGCCAAAGGCUGAUAACACUGUCAGAAUAUGUGGAGACUACAAAUCCACUAUCAAUCAGUCAGUUGAAGAUGAGCAAUAUGUUUUACCUACUACUCAGGAUUUGUAUGCUGCUCUGGUUGGCUCUAAGGUAUUUAGUAAGCUUGAUCUAUCACAUGCCUAUGCCCAGCUGAAUGUUGACAAAGAAAGUCAAGAGUACUUGACAAUUACCACUCAUAAAGGCCUUUAUUCCUACCAGAAAUUGCCCUAUGGGGUCAAGUCAUCCCCAAAAAUCUUUCAAGCAAAAAUGGAUCAAAUUCUUCAGGGAAUUGAAAAAUGUGUUUGUAAACAAGAUGACAUCUUGAUAGGGGGCAAUGACUGGCAAGAGAAUCUCAAGAUACUUGCUGAUGUGUUGGACAGGCUACACCAAUACAAUUUGCAUUUAAAACUGGCAAAAUGCGAGUUUUUGAAACCUGAAGUGGUUUAUCUAGGUCUGAGAAUAAGUGCCGAAGGCCUGCAACCGGUGGAGGAGAAGAUCAGUGCAGUGAAAAGAGCCCCAGCCCCAAAGAAUGUGAGUGAAUUAAGGUCCUUCCUGGGCAUGGUUCAGUAUUAUCAUUCCUUUUUGCCAGGGCUGGCUACAACCUUAGCACCUCUGCAUAGGCUUUUGCAGAAAAAUAUUCAAUGGGAAUGGACAGAUGACUGCCAGAAAGCUUUCGAGGCAUGCAAGGAGGGCCUCACCAGUGAGUCGCUGUUGGUCCACUAUGAUCUAAAUCGUGAACUUAAGUUAGCUUGUGACGCAUCGAGUUAUGGUUUGGGGGCAGUGCUUAGUCAUGUAAUGGAGGAUGGUCAAGAAAGGCCAAUAGCAUAUGCGUCACGUACCCUCAGCUCAAGUGAGAAAAAUUAUGCUCAAAUUGAACGGGAGGCCUUGUCUAUUAUUUUCGGGGUAAAAAAAUUUAAUCAGUUUCUAUAUGGACGAAAGUUCACUUUAGUAACUGACCACCAGCCAUUGUUGGCUAUUUUGGGCCCAAAAGCUGCUAUACCCACACUUGCAGCUGCCCGUAUGCAGCGCUGGGCACUUGUCCUUUCAGCAUAUGACUAUAACAUUGAGUACAGGAGCUCCGAGAAGCACAGCAACUGUGACGCCCUUUCUAGAUUACCCCAUGAAGAGUCUAAGAUUGGCAGUGAGAGUGAGAUUUACAAUGUAAGUGCCAUUGACAAAGAUUUCCCCAUAACUGCAAAAGAGAUUGGGAAAGCUACAUUGAUGGAUCCAGGGUUAAGCAAGGUACUUGAUUGGGUCAUGGUGGGGUGGCCAGAGGUUUGUGAUGAAGAUUUAAAACCCUAUUACACCCGUCGACAUGAACUUUCUUGCGAACAAAAUUGCAUUCUCUGGGGUUCCAGGGUGAUCAUUCCCCCAGUAUUUAGGGAAAAGAUGUUGGAGGAGUUGCAUUGGGAGCACCCAGGCAUUUGUGCAAUGAAAGCAAUAGCACGCACCUGUGUUUGGUGGCCCAAGAUGGAUGAGGAAAUUGAACAAAAGAUUAAACUAUGCUCAGUGUGUCAGGAUGUGCGGACCUCUCCACCUUGUGCCCCAUUGAUACCCUGGAAAUGGGCCACGCGACCCUUUCAGCGUAUUCAUGUUGAUUUUUGUCAGAAAGGGAGUGAUUUUUUUUUGUGGUGGUUGAUAGUUUUUCAAAAUGGAUAG